Messenger RNA from Leptopilina boulardi, 1160 nucleotides. RefSeq names its product acidic leucine-rich nuclear phosphoprotein 32 family member B-like. The transcript is spliced from 3 exons. NCBI's taxonomy places the organism in Eukaryota, Metazoa, Arthropoda, Insecta, Hymenoptera, Figitidae. Bases 742 to 1068 code for a protein of 108 amino acids. The record is from RefSeq and is a predicted model, not a curated record. Gene Ontology annotation, molecular function: DNA binding.
UGCGGAAUCUAUUAUUAAAAAUAACUUGGAUACUUUAUUCACAAACAGUAAGAAAAAAAGAAUUAAUUUACAAAAAAAGUAGUUUUUACUGAACAUUCAUUCUAUUGAAGUAUUUAAAAGUCACUUACUUGCUUUUUUAUUACCAAUUAACUAAAAAUAUUUUACAGAAUUUUUAAAACAAUUAAUUAACACAAAAUUUGUUUAUAAAUUUUUAGCGACUCCGGAAAUAGUCAAUUUUUGUGAGAUCUUGUUAGCUUGUGCUAAAAAAGCCUUAAAUCAAAAUGACAGAGUACAGACAUCUAUAAUAGGCAAUGACUUUAAAGGAUCUAAUAUGACGCAGUUGUUUGAAGGAUCGAAUACUCUGAUUGAUAAAAAUAAACUAUUUUUAUUAAAGCGAUUCAAAAAGAAUCCAAGGGAAUUAACUCGUCAACUUAUGCUUGAAUUAGUAGGAUCAGAAAAACUCAAAACUAUGACGGCACUCGGGAAAAAAGGGAACGGAAUUCCCGAAAAUAUAAGGAUUGAUGUUUUCAAAUACGUACAAGCAAGAAAUAAAGAUUUCACUGAAUUCGAAUUUAUAACUGUCUUGAAUUACCAAUGUGGAACUUUGAGAAACCCUAAAACUUCGAAAAAUGAAAAAGAUAAUUCAGGAACAAAGAAAAAAUAAAAGGAAUUAAUAGCGUCGCAGAAAAAGUUAGGGAGCACGAAAAAAGUAAUACGGGUGAAAAAGACAUUGAGAAUGAAAUGGAGGGACAAUGUAAAAAGGACAGUGAGGAUUCAGUGGUUAUUAAUAAUGAAGAGGUCAGUAAGCAUUCUGAGGAUAGUGAUGGUGACGGUGAAGAGGACACUGAACGAACGAAGGAUGCUGAUGAAGAAAACGAUGGUGAUCAAGAAGAGGAACAGAAUAGCGAACAAGAAGAGGAAAGUGAGUCCGACGAGAUUACUGAAAAUGAAGAGGACGGAGAACAGGACAGUGAAAAAGAAGAGGAUGAUGACUAUGCAGGGAAUAGUGAAUUUGAAAAAGAUAGCGAUCAUGAAGAACCGCAUCAGAAAAAAAGAAAAUUCUUUUAAAAAAUUUAUGAGACCAGUUUAAUAUUAACGAAACAUAUAUUGUUUUAAAACUUAUAUUACAAUUCCUAUUUGAUUUUUUUCAUUUUGGCUUC